Caenorhabditis elegans is the source of this 1368-nucleotide messenger RNA. RefSeq names its product UPF3 domain-containing protein (gene smg-4). Gene Ontology annotation, biological process: nuclear-transcribed mRNA catabolic process, nonsense-mediated decay. Gene Ontology annotation, molecular function: nucleic acid binding. NCBI's taxonomy places the organism in Eukaryota, Metazoa, Nematoda, Chromadorea, Rhabditida, Rhabditidae. The record is from RefSeq and is marked reviewed. The transcript is spliced from 4 exons. Gene Ontology annotation, cellular component: nucleus. Bases 4 to 1110 code for a protein of 368 amino acids.
AGAAUGACCGAUUCAAAAGACGGUCAUGUGAAAGUCGUGUUGCGUCGUCUUCCAAAAUACAUGACGGAGCAUGAAGUUCUUGAACAGAUUAGUCCACUACCAGAAGAAGUCAUUGGAACCUAUUUUCAUCCUGCUAACUUUUCGUUCGACCGAUGUGCUUAUGCAACGCUUACAGUAAAUUUUUCCGAAUACUGUGAUUCAAUGAUGGAAUUUGAACGGCGAUUCGAUGGAUACAUUUUUGUCGAUUCUCGUGGAAAUGAUUCUGCUGCAGUUGUUGAAGCUGCUUCCAAUCAGAACUUUGCAAAAUGUGAUCGUAAUCGAAUGAAGGAAGAUACACGUGUUGGAGCUAUUCUCACUGAUAAAUACUAUUUGGAUUUCUGUAAGAAGCUUGAAGAAGAAAGAGCUAUUCCAAUUCUGACUCUGGAACAACAAAUUCGGAAACUUAAUCAGCCUGAUGAUGCUAGAACUCAAAUCGAUAAAAUGGAAACACCACUUGUCAAGUAUUUCUUCGAAAAAGAAACUGGAAAGCGGAGAGAUUACGAUGCUCGCAGACAGAGACGUGACGAAAAGAGAGCUGAGAAGCGUGAUAAAGUUGAUAAAUUUGAAAAGCAUAAGAAUGUUCUGGAUAUCCUUAUGAAGCCCAGCGUUCCGAUGGCUUCAACGUCUGCAACCACGUCGAAGAAGGAUUUGAAGAAGGAAAAACCUAUGACAGAAAAAGAAAAAGAACGGUGGGAGAAGCAGGACGCAAAAAGAAAAGAACGAAAUAUGAUUCGCAAACAAAAGUUUCUUGAUGAGAAGAAGAAGAAACAUGAAGAGCGGGAACAAGAUGGACCACGUGUUCCAAGAGAUAAAAAAAAGGAACGUCUCGCAAAACCUCCCCGUCCAUCUCCAGCUAAAACUGUUGGCGAGCAACAAGGCGAGGAUUGGAUUAAGAAAUUAACUGAUCCGAAGUCAGCUCCAAUGAAAAAGAAACACGAUCUUUCAGUCACCACCAAACUGAAUAAGGAAACCGAUACACGGCCACGAACGGCACCAUCUUCUACAAAACUCCCAACUCGUGCAACUACGUCCAAUCAUCCAAAACGUCCAUCCACUGCACCGAAUCAUUAGCAAUUGUUGUUAAAGAUUAAUGUUGAUUAUAAGAGGAGUAAAUGGAUUUUUUUUGUUUGAUUGUGAAACCGUCAUAAUCGUUUUCUAUGUGCUACAUUUCUAAUAUGUUCACUUAUUCCAUUCUCUGUAUUUUCGAUUAUCAAACAUUCGAAACUCAUCUUAUGAUUUUCUACCCUCCAUUAUUACAGCUUAUGUACUCGUUUUUUCCCUUUUUCCUUACUCGCUUUAUAGUUUUGGAAAAUAAAUUAUAAAUACAUU